Molecule: messenger RNA, 3503 nt
Organism: Mytilus trossulus (common blue mussel)
Lineage: Eukaryota; Metazoa; Mollusca; Bivalvia; Mytilida; Mytilidae
Product: integrin alpha-3-like
Exons: 21
Coding region: 55-3213 (1052 amino acids)
Biological process (GO): integrin-mediated signaling pathway; cell adhesion mediated by integrin; cell-matrix adhesion
Cellular component (GO): external side of plasma membrane; integrin complex
Molecular function (GO): integrin binding
Source: RefSeq, a predicted model, not a curated record
ACAAGGAUUAUAAGUUACAUCCUUUAAUAUGUAAUUUUCUUUAGAGAAGUCUUAAUGAAAUAUAUUGUAAUUACAACAAUGGAGUAUAUGUUUAUGCUUGUAUCUCUGAUAUUGUGUAAUUUUUGUCAUGGAUUUAAUAUUGAUAUAGAAAGUGUUGAACAAUUCACCGGGACGACUGGUUCUCAGUUUGGAUAUUCUUCUACUUUGCUUAAUAAUGCAGCGGGAUCAUGGGUAAUUGUUGGAGCACCCAGAGACAACAUGACAACGGCGACGUUUUUAAGAAACCCAGGAAAUGUUUAUAGAUGUCAAUUAUUGCAGAACACAAAGUCUUGCCAGCCAUUCAUCAUACGGACUAAUGAAGGAACACGGCCAUCAGGUUACUAUGGUUACGAAGAAGACAACCAGUUUUUAGGAGGAAGCAUCGUCAGAACUGCAACUAAGAUUGUGGCUUGCGCUCAGUUAUGGAAAGAUUUGAGUGAUCAAUCGAAUAGAAUAGAAAGACCUGUUGGGCGGUGUCAUGAUAUAAGUCACAAUUUUAACUCAAUCGAGACAGAUAAGAGAAUAAGAUACAAUAGUUACUAUAGCAACGGAUACAGUUAUGGUAUGGCUCUGAUUGGAACUGUUGCUGUACCAACCGAUAUUGACGAUGAGGUUAUGGUUGGUGGCCCAGGGAUGUGGAAUGACCAAGGGGGUUUUAUAUUCUACGAAGCUGAUAAAACAAGCAAUUUUUUCACAACAUACAGUGCAAAAACGAGCAACACUCUCUAUAAUGGGCUGCUGGAUAACGCUGAAAUGGGAUUAUCUAUUGAUGUCGGAAGAAUCGGUCCUCAGUCUGGUUGCUCUAAAACUACUGUCGUAGCAGGGAUUCCACAUUUUGCCAAUAAUGAUGGUCAUCUUGGAUCGUUUGUAGUUUUAUGUCCUACUGGUGGUGGGACUAAUCUAGAGGUGAGAAAACAGUUUAUGGGAAAUAAGAUUGGAUCAGGAUACGGGUUAUCUAUUUGUAUUGCUGAUGUCAACAAUGACGGAAACAAUGAUGUAUUGGUUGGUGCCCCACUACAGAAGGUGGUAUCCUAUGACGAAGGAACCGUGUUUGUGUACUAUGGGACUGGUGAUUCGCAGUAUCUAGAUUCCAGUGUACAAAACUUAUAUGGAAAUAACCAAGGAGGAGGACGAUUUGGGGCGACCAUUGUUAACCUAGGUGACAUCAACAAAGACAAUAUCGAUGACAUUGCGAUGGGAGCCCCAAAUGAGGACGAAGGCGCUGGAGCGGUUUAUAUAUUUAAUGGAAAGUCUGGUAGAAUGAAUGAAGUCCAUUCCCAGCGGAUUGCUGCCAAGACGUCGUUCAAUGGAAUAAAAUCUUUUGGAACAUACAUUUCUCGGCCAUUAGAUAUUGAUAACAACAAAUACGCAGAUUUAGCUGUAGGAGCUUUCCAAUCCGAUACUACAUUUUUAUUUAGAACAAGUCCAGUUAUCACCAUGACAUCAAGGGUAACAUUUAACCCACCAAUUGUUCCUCUGACGUCAGCAGGGUUACAGUGCGCCACUCCGUCUAAUGAUAAUCCAUGUGUAACAGUCAGUGUUUGUUUCAGUUAUACUGGAACGGAGGUUCCAGUUUCAACAAGAGUGAAUUAUACGCUUAAAGCGGAUACUACUUUAACUGGUCAAAGUAAAACACGCCGUGUGGACUUAUACAAGGGAACAACCAAUCACGAAGGUGUUUACAACAGUAACCCGAUCAGUGUUCCUAUAAGUGGUGAGACAUGUGAUGAUGUGUAUGCAAGAGUAAUGUCAACAUCAAGGGACUUUUUUAGUCAAAUAGCUAAAUCAUUGGAUUUCCAAGUACAAUUUCAACUUGCAGAGACUACAAAUGGGGGCGUAGUCAAACCAGUACAAGAUGCCAAUACACCGACAACCAUAACCGACGGGACAACUUUCAUGACUGGUUGUAGUGGAAUUUGCGAUCCUGAUCUUCAAGUUGACAUAACGAAAGAUGUGAUGUCAAUUAUAUACGGACAAACGAUAGACUACAGUUUUACUGUCAGGGUUAUUAACAAAGGAGAACCUGGAUUCGGUGUACGAUUGAUAGCAGAUAUUUCCUCAGACAAUGCUUUAUUCCUUGAUGCGACACCUCUGUUAACAGAUGGAUCAGUACAGCUCACAUGUGCAAAGGCAAUGGAUUCUAGCAACAGAUCAGUGGUCCAUUGCGAUGUGAACAGUGUAUUAUAUCAGAAACAGUUUGGUGCAGUACGUCUGAGGUACAACGUUACAUCGGCUGCCCUAUCUGAAAAUGUCACAUAUAGCGAUUUGCUGCCUUAUGUUAGAUUAACUACCACUGCGUCAGCAGUUGGGAAUGAAGUAAGCCCUGGAGAUAACACAGAUACAGAAACACAAGAUGUAACAUUUUCAGCAGAUAUGGCUAUAUCAGGAGUAAGCACUCCUGAACAGUCACGUGUUUCUGAAACAAAAGACAAAUUGAUAACCUUCUCACAUUCUUACGAUAUAUUUAAUAAUGGACCAAGUCCAUUGUUUGCGUCAAAAGUCCUUUUUGCCAUUCCUGCAAUCACCGAUACCACCGAAAUUCUAGUACAGACAAAAGCAUAUAAGAUAAUAUCUAAAGACCAAAAGUCAAAUUGCACAAUUCUAUUAGUCCCUGGACUCCAUGUUGGAUUGAAAAUGCAAAUCUCUGCGGAAGGUCAAACUAACAACGCUGUCAGUGUCCAGAAGAUAGCCGAUUGUAAAGGUUUAAAUGAUCCAAAAUGUGUCGUUGUGGAGUGCCUUAUUCAGACAUUAAAACCAAAUGAAAAUACAUUGAUUGAUGUUCAGUUCGAUGUUACAGAAUCAUCACUUAAUAUUGACAGUAUAAACGAAUUCCAGUUUUUUACAACAGCAGUUAUUAAUCCACUAAAAUCAGAUUUUCCAGAUUCUUUGAAAGCUAAUAAGACAGCCAAGACUGUGAGUUUUAUUUAUCCAGCAUCUUUAGUAACACCGGAUCAGGAAAUAAACCUUUGGAUAAUCGUAGGCAGUGUAAUUGCUGGUGUUGUGUUAUUUAUAGUUCUUGGUAUUCUUUUGUGGAAGUGUGGUUUUUUCAAGAGAGAGAAAAAAGAUAAAAUUGACAAAUGGAAACGACAGAGUAAUUUUCAUGAGCAAAGGAAGACCCAGAGAUUAAGUCGACUUAGUAAACCAAAGGACGACCAAGUAGCACUUAGCAUAUGAUUAAUUUAAUGUUUAAUGGCAUACAUUAAAACCAUAAUAUGGUCUAUGGUUCUACUGCAUGUUGAUGAAAAAUAUGUUCUUCAGCAUUGUUUAAAAUCAGUUUUAUGAAUUAGAUUAAGUUAUGUCGAUGAAUGUAUUAGCUGUUAUUUGAAACUUUAAAGAUAUUGUUUAUUAUUAAAAAAAAAUUGGAGAAAUUGAUGAAAUCCUACUACAAUACAUACUGAAUUGAGUGAUUGUUACCGACUGUUGUGUGCGAAUGUGUUGUAUGAGUGAUUAAUGUACAUGUUUUA